GUCUUCAAGCUAACUGCUUGUGUUUGCGGAAAAAUGACAUUUUCCAAUGAAUUUCUCUAAAAACCAUUGUUAUUUGGAGCAGACAGCUGAGCUACGUGUACACUGAGCUGUUACUUUGCAGCUAGAGGUUAACGUUCAGGUGUUCAGGUGGUGGUUGUGAGUUGGCACACCCGUCAUCUUUUUGUUUAGCGUCAUUUUGUUUGUACACUUCCCAGCUGGCCGCAGUUCAGUAUGGACAGUGAGACGGACGGCGGUCCCGACAGGAGGCGCAGGGUGCACGGCAUGUUGAAGCUCUACUAUGGGCUGAACGAAGAAGGAAAAGCCCCGGAGCAGCCGGAGUCCCUGGAUCCCUGCGACAUCAACGGCCCGCAUUUUGAGCCGGAGCACUACCUCAAUAAGCUUAGAAGAGAGUGCUCUCUUGCAGAGUUGAUGGACCAGGAGACCUGCAUGGUCAAGCAGAUCCGUUCUUUGGACAGUGACAUGCAGACGCUGGUGUAUGAAAACUACAACAAGUUCAUAUCUGCUACAGACACCAUACGAAAGAUGAAGAAUGAUUUCAAAAAGAUGGAGGAUGAAAUGGAUUGCCUGUCUGCUAACAUGGCGGCAAUCACUGAGUUCAGUGCUAGUAUCAGUGGUACUCUUCAAGACCAGCACACACAGAUUACAAAACUCUCAGGGGUUCACACGCUGUUAAGGAAGCUGCAGUUCCUGUUUGAGCUGCCUGCAAGAUUGAAUAAGUGUCUUGAGCUGCAGGCCUAUGCUCAGGCAGUGAGCUCCCACCGCCGUGCCCGCUGUGUGCUACAGCAGUACAGUCACCUGCCCUCCUUCAAGGGGAUCCAGGAUGACUGUCACGCCAUCAUGGAUAAGCUGGCGCAGGAGCUUCGACAGAAGUUCAGGGAUGGCGGGUCAAGCGCCAAAGAUUUAUCAGAGUGUGUGGAGUUGCUGCUACAGCUGGAUGAACCGGCAGAAGAGCUCUGUGAUAAGUUCCUGAGCCAUGCACAAUCUCGACUUGAGUUGGACCUGAAGGGCCUGGAAGCAGAGAUAAGACCGUACCCAUCUGCUCCAGCCGUGAAGGACGCUGCCGCACACAAGCCGUCACCUACUGCAGCUGCUGGAUCUCCGACUGAUAGCUCCCCUAAAACAAGCACUCUGCCAUCUCCCACCUUAAACACUGACAUCCUAGAAUUCAUUGACAGAGGCUGCAAUGAAUUUGUCAGCAGCUUAUGUUUAGUAAUCGCGUCUUACCAAGAACUUUUUAUCAACCAUGCUCAGACAGGCGAGCUAGCAUCCAAAAAUAUUCCCCAGAUGGCAAAUGGAAAGCUGCACGUUUUCGUGGAUGAUCUGGCUGCACGGUAUUUCUCGCUAGUGGAGCGGAGGAUACAAGAGGAGAAAGGGGUUGGAGAUAACUCCCUCUUGGUCCGUGCUCUGGACCGCUUCCACCGCAGGCUCCAAGCCGUGGCCAAACUGAUGCCGGGCUCUGCUGUGCCAAACCAAGGGACUGAGAUUGUGGUGCGUGCAGCGACAGAGCGAGUCAAGCAGUAUCUCUCUGCUCUACAGAGCUUCUACAUGGACAGCUUGACAGACGUGAGGCAGGCCCUGGCGACGCCUCGGCUCUCCGUGGCUGGCGCUUCCGUGGCAGGAGGCGGGGCUCAUUUAGGGGGGGCGACGUCCGGCAGAGAUGCUCCAAACAGCCUCCCAGAGCUGCUCUCCUCCCUGUCUGCCUCUAUUCUCAAUCAGAUUAAGUCAGUGUUGGCAUCAGUGCAUCUCUUCACAGCUAAGGACAUUACAUUCUCCAACAAGCCAUACUUCAAGGGUGAAUUCUGCAGCCAGGGUGUACGUGAGAGCCUGGUGGUGAGCUUUAUAAAGUUCAUCUGCCAGUCUUCUCGCCAGUUUUGUGAGAGCGCAGGAGACAAGGGAGGUUCCACUCCUCCGGCCCUGCUGUUGCUGCUGUCUCGCCUCUGCUUGGACUACGAAACUUCUACUAUCUCCUACAUUCUCACUCUCACAGAUGAACAGUUCCUCGUGCAGCACCACAGCCCCGUAACACAGGUCACAGCUUUAUGUGCAGAAGCCAGGGAGGCAGCACAGAAACUACUGAACCAUUACGUCAAGGUUCAGGGCCUGAUUAUCUCCCAGAUGCUGAGAAAAAGUGUUGAAACACGAGACUGGGUCAACACCAUUGAGCCACGAAACGUCCGUGCUGUGAUGAAGAGAGUAGUAGAGGACACCACCUCCAUUGAUGUGCAGGUGGGUCUUUUGUAUGAAGAAGGUGUGAGGAAAGCACACAGCAGCGACUCCAGUAAAAGGACGUUCUCUGUCUACAGCAGCUCGAGGCAGCCGGCCCGCUACGCUGCCAGCUACACGCCAAGUGCUCCCAUGGAUACUAAUCUACUGAGCAACAUACACAAGCUGUUUUCUGAGCGGAUUGACAUCUUCAGCUCAGUGGAGUUCAAUAAGGUCUCCGUUAUGACAGGAAUCAUCAAAAUCAGCUUAAAGACGUUCCUGGAGUGUGUCCGACUGCGCACCUUCGGCCGUUACGGGCUGCAGCAGAUCCAGGUUGACUGCCACUACCUGCAGAUGUACCUGUGGCGGUUCGUCUCAGAUGAGAACCUUGUGCACUUCUUGCUGGAUGAGAUAGUGGGGAGUUCCGCCCACCGCUGCCUGGAUCCUGCCCCGAUGGAACAGAGUGUGAUCGAAGUAAUCUGUGAACGAGGUUAAAGGUUCAAAGUGCAGCACAGCCAGAUAGUCUGCUCAAAACACCUUGUCACAAAGAAGACAGAAUUACAGCAUACUGUAUAACAGUUUAUCAAACACUGGAAUCCUUCUGUUGCUCAAUUGUUAUUAAUCAUUAUAUUUAUUGAUUCAAAUUCUUUAAAUGAUUGUGCUUGAUAAUCUAUCUACAUGGUCUAAAAUUAUACUGUAAAAACAUUGUUCAAGAUCUCAAUAAUCCUGUCAGCGACACCCUAAUCAUUACAGUGUGAGGCAGAGUGAUAACACUUUUACUACUGUAAAAAUAUGACUCCUCUGACACUUAAAACAACAGAAAAGCUUGACUGUUUUGUUCAGUGUGAGUGAAUUAGAGGCAGAUCUGCAUUACAUUCCAGGUACUCUCAAUACAAACUACACAUGAGCCUCUACUACUAGGUUUAAUAUUAUAGCUCAUCCUCUGAAAUCAUUGUCUAUCUGAGCUCCUUGUGGAUUGUCUCACAGACCCUUCAGAAGACAAUAAAAUAUGUCAAAAGCAAGAAGAAACUCAUCUAUCUACAAAGAUACAUGUACUAAACUUUGUUUUAGUACAUUUCCCCUUAAAGGAAAGAUGUUCAAAGUGAAUACUACAUAUAAUUGAAUAUGAAUUAUUGGCGAGUGUCCUGCAAAUCUCAUUUAUUAAUCAAUCAAUUUGCUAAAUAAUCUGCUAUCUGAAUGUCAUGUGAUUAUGUAAUUAUUUCUAACACUACAGGAGACUUACAGCCUUUAAUCUUAAUUGAUUCUCUGUUUUCUGUGCAUAUGUAGCACAGAUGAACAGUAUGUUUAGGAAUGAUUUAAAUGUGUAUGUCUACAAUAAAAGUAUGAA
Messenger RNA from Scomber japonicus (chub mackerel), 3571 nucleotides. RefSeq names its product VPS51 subunit of GARP complex (gene vps51). The transcript has 11 exons. NCBI's taxonomy places the organism in Eukaryota, Metazoa, Chordata, Actinopteri, Scombriformes, Scombridae. The coding region runs from base 232 to 2718 and encodes 828 amino acids. Gene Ontology annotation, cellular component: membrane; EARP complex; GARP complex. The record is from RefSeq and is a predicted model, not a curated record. Gene Ontology annotation, biological process: endocytic recycling; lysosomal transport; retrograde transport, endosome to Golgi.